UAUGGAUUUACAUGGAACGUUGUUUUCAAGGUUAACUUCAAGUAUGCCAACGUCCAUGCGUUUACGAGAUUUAAUCAGACAGAUCCGUGCUGCUAGGACAGCUGCCGAUGAACGUGCAGUUGUUCAGAAAGAAUGUGCUUAUGUUAGAUCAACUUUCCGCGAGGAAGACGAUACAUGGAGGUGUCGUAAUGUAGCAAAACUGCUAUACAUUCACAUGCUGGGUUAUCCUGCACAUUUUGGACAAGUGAGCAAGAAUGCUUCGCAGACACAAAAAAAGAUAUGUUCUGUGUAUGGUGAGGGAGCCAUUGAUGAUUCCACGUGCCGUAAGUGGUUUAGAAAGUUUCGUGAAAGCAAUUUUAACCUUAGCGAUGCACCACGUUCUGGACGACCAGCCGAGGCUGAUGACGACAAAAUAUUGGCACUAAUUGAAAGUGAUCGACACAAAACAACUCGAGAGAUUGGAGAAAUUCUUGGAAUCAAUCAGUCAACAGUGUCAAGGCGAUUACAUCAACUUGGAAUGGUAAGCAAGGCCGAUGUAUGGGUGCCGCACGAGUUAACAGAAAAAAAUUUGAUAGACCGAAUUUCUGCUUGCGAUUCUCUAUUGAAGCGCAAUGAAAUUGACCCAUUUUUAAAGCGAAUCAUUACAGGUGAUGAAAAAUGGAUUGUGUACAAUAAUGUUAAGCGUAAAAGAUCAUGGUGUAAGCACGGAGAUGCCCCUUCAACCAGCGCAAAAGCCAGUUUACAUCCAAAGAAGGUUAUGCUAUGCAUUUGGUGGGACUGGAAGGGAAUCAUUUAUUAUGAGCUGUUACCUGAAAAUCAGACCAUUAAUUCAGAGAAAUACUGUUCACAACUAAGUGAAUUAAAGCGAGCAAUUGACCAGAAGCGACCUGAAUUAGCCAACAGAAAGGGCAUUGUGUUCCAUCAAGACAACGCUAGACCACACGUGUCUUUGGCCACCCGACAAAAACUUUUACAACUUGAUUGGGAUGUUUUGCCUGCUUAUUUUGAUAAUAUUAUUCAUGAUUACAGUAAAUGA
This is a messenger RNA of Centruroides sculpturatus (bark scorpion), 1036 nucleotides long. RefSeq names its product histone-lysine N-methyltransferase SETMAR-like. Gene Ontology annotation, molecular function: nucleic acid binding. The transcript has 4 exons. The record is from RefSeq and is a predicted model, not a curated record. Bases 2 to 1036 code for a protein of 344 amino acids. NCBI's taxonomy places the organism in Eukaryota, Metazoa, Arthropoda, Arachnida, Scorpiones, Buthidae.